GUAACUUUGAUUUUUCUUAUCUUGCUGUCUAGCACUGAUAGAAGCGUAUCAGUCGCCGAAGGUAUCAGCAUUUUCUCAUUCAUUCACGAUCUAAUUCAGUAUAACGUAGCGGGGAUACCGCUCAUCCAUGAGGCAAAAGAUGGGAAACAGAGAAGAAUCAGGUACGAAAAGGAAAAUGGUCGUCGUGGAGAAAUCGCAAUUGAGAAGAUCGGCAUGGGAAUUGGAAACAAGGAGCCGUUAAGAAGAACUGCGUAG
Heterotrigona itama is the source of this 255-nucleotide messenger RNA. Lineage: Eukaryota; Metazoa; Arthropoda; Insecta; Hymenoptera; Apidae. The record is from the annotation of a GenBank genome assembly.